AGCGACGUCGUAAGAUAUCACAAAAUUCUAACAAGAGUCGCAAUAGUUGAGAGUCGCAACAAACCAUCUCAAGAAUUAGGGAAUUUUAUCGACCCUCAAACAUGGCGACGCUGCCUGAGCCUUCUUCCACCACCACGGCCUUGCCGGAGAAACGACACCGUUCGAUAUUCGUAGUGGAGACAAACUUCUUCAAUUCCUGCAUCCUCCUACCAACUCCACACUCAUUAACUCCUUCAUCUACUGAGUUCUCCAAUAACUCCAAUCUCGAAGCCGUUGACGAGACUGAGGAGGAGAAUCGAUCUCAAAACGCCGUCGUAUCAACUAGGUGGACCUGCAACACCUGCAAAAUUGAGUUUGAGUCCCUCAAAGAUCAGCGUUCGCACUUCAAAUCGGAUAUUCACCGAUUCAAUGUUAAGCUGAGCUUAGCUGGAAAGAACAUUGUGAAAGAGGAUGAUUUUGAGGAGUUAACACCUGAUUCAUUUAAAGACUAUGAUAUAUCUAGUAUAUCAGGGUCGGAGGACGAGAAUGAAAAGGAUAUUCAUCAUCGGAGGGGUUUUGUUGCUGAGAAUCUUAAGCAGAAGUUGUUUAUACAGCUACAAACGGGGGAGCGAGUUUCGGUGUGGAGGAGUUUGAUCAUGAAUGAGUCUGAAGAUAUUUUCUUUGAGAAUGAUAAUACAGGAUGUUUAGAUAAUGUGGGACCUGGGAUGGUGCCAUGUCUAAAGGAGAAAGAUGUGAUAGAGAGACUGAAAAAUGUGGUCUAUGAACCCAGAGAAAAAACCCAUUACAGGAUCGUGUUGCUGGCUAGUGGUGGGCACUUUGCUGGUUGUGUCUUUGAUGGUAACUUGGUUGUUGCUCAUAAAACAUUUCACAGAUAUGUUGUGAGGGGCAAGGCUGGAAAGAAACAGUCAUCAAAAGAUGCAAGUGGCAGGGCUGCACAUUCUGCUGGAGCAUCCCUUCGUAGAUAUAAUGAACUUGCUUUGAAAAAGGAAAUUCAAGAACUAUUUGCUGCUUGGAAGCCUUAUUUUGAUGCUUCCUCCUGUGUUUUCAUAUAUGCCCCUUCUAGCAAUCGUCAGCUGCUUUUUAAUGGGGAAAAGCCGUACUUUAGUAAUCAGCAUUGUGCUGUACGAAAUAUUCCAUUGACUGUUCGAAGGCCAACACUCAAGGAGGCCCGGAGAUUAUACGAUCAGUUGACUCAAGUAGCUCAUGAUGUAGAUGAGAAGGAAAUUGCAUCAAUCACCGCAAAAUUCACAAGUGACUCACUAUCUAGUAAAGGUACUGUUGGCGAUGAUAGCCUAAGAUUGUGCAAAGAGGUCAUAGUUAAAAACUCUGAUUGUACAAACUAUACUGAAGCACGGCCACUUAAUCAAAAUCUUGAUGAAACAUCUAUAUUAAGUGAGAGUGAAAACGAAGAUAUAGGCUCAUCAACACCUUUGCAUGAAGCAGCGCAGUCUAGUAGUGCUGAGAAAGUUUUAGAACUCUUAGAACAGGGUCUGGAUCCUUGUGCCAGAGACGAAAGAGGACGGACUCCAUACAUGCUAGCGAACGAGAAAGAGGUACGAAAUGUAUUCAGACGAUUCAUGGCCUUAAACCUUGAUAAGUGGGAUUGGCAUGCUGCUAAGGUGCCUAGUGCGUUGACAAAAGAGAUGGAGGAAUCUCAAGCGACCAAGCAGGCAGAAAAAGAUGCCAAGAGGAAAGCAAGAGCAAAAGAAUUGAAGAAGCUACGUAAAGCUAAGGAAAAGAAAGCUCAGGCUGAGGCUGAAGCUGCAUCUCUCAGUGCCUCCAAAGUUGCCCAAGCUCAGGGAACGUCUUCCUCAUCAGUCAAACGACAGACUCAACCUACUUCAGUUUCACGGAUUUCCAAAGAGGAGGAACUAAAAAGGACACAGGCUGCUGAGAGGGAAAAGAGAGCAGCUGCCGCCGAGAGGAGAAUGGCUGCUGCUGCAGCAGUUAAUGGUCAAGGCAAUAAUAGCACAACGACCAGAAGUGGGUUAGCUGGCGAUAUAAAUUGCUCCUGUUGUAGUGUGUCAUUGGCUGGUAAAGUCCCUUUCCAUCGGUACAACUACAAAUACUGCAGUACCUCAUGUAUGCAUGUUCAUAAAGAGAUCCUUGAGGAUGGGUAGGUAGUCCCAUUCCCAAUCUGCUGAGAUUGAGUGAUUGUGCUCUGAUCUGAUCUGAAGUUAUUAAUUUUAAGAUUUUGUAUUGUCUAGGCCUUGUACAUUUUAUAAUAGAUCGUUGAGAAAUUAUUACAUUCUCAAUUGUGGUUUGAUUCCUUAAAAAAAAAAAAAAAAAAAAACUAAUUAUUGUUU
Humulus lupulus (European hop) is the source of this 2306-nucleotide messenger RNA. RefSeq lists its product as uncharacterized. The transcript is spliced from 7 exons. The record is from RefSeq and is a predicted model, not a curated record. Lineage: Eukaryota; Viridiplantae; Streptophyta; Magnoliopsida; Rosales; Cannabaceae. Gene Ontology annotation, molecular function: protein binding. Bases 102 to 2120 code for a protein of 672 amino acids.